CAUCCAAAUUCAGAGCUUCAGGCAAUAUGUUGCAUCUCAUUGCAUUCGCAUUUUUGGCUUUCGGAUCCAUCGCCUAUGGUGGUGUACUCCCUCGGGGGCUAGUUCCAGUUUCGAAUGGGCGGAUCUACGGUGGUAAAGAGGCCAAACUGGGGCAGUUCCCGUAUCAGGCCAGUAUGCGAUACUUCGGGCUACAUCGUUGCGGGGCAUCCAUUUAUCGUCACGAUGCUGUCCUUCUUGCUGCUCACUGCACUCACGAAUUACCAGCUGACCUGAUGGAGAUAGCUAUGGGAACAAUAUACCGGAAUCGAGGAGGAGAGGAGCGAUGGAUACGUUUGAUCAUACAACACAAAGAUUUCGACCCGGAGACCUACAAAAACGAUAUUGCGAUAAUUAUAAUGGAAAGAUCUGUGGACUUCAGCGAUACUAUCCAACCCAUACCUUUGGCAAGCAUCGGCGAGGACUUGAAGGCUGGAACUUUGGCUACGGUAACCGGUUGGGGAAUUAUGAAUGAUGAAGGACAUUUACCAGACAUUUUUCACUACGUGAAAAUUAGGAUUGUAGACCAUGCCGAAUGUGUUCAAGUCUAUAAGGACCUUAACCCGGUGGAAGAUCAUAUGCUUUGUGCGGGUGAACCGGAAGGAGGAAAGGAUGCAUGCGACGGAGACUCUGGUGGACCAUUGGUUGUUGAGAAUAAGCUCUACGGUAUAGUUUCUUGGGGGGAUGACUGUGCUAAGCCAGGAGUUCCCGGUGUGUAUACCAGUGUUGCAGCUUUCCGCUCUUGGAUUAAAAGCCAAUACGAAUGAGCAAGAUUGUCUUUCAAGGAUUCGAAUAGAGUGAUAUUUUUGUAGUU
Molecule: messenger RNA, 850 nt
Organism: Hermetia illucens (black soldier fly)
Lineage: Eukaryota; Metazoa; Arthropoda; Insecta; Diptera; Stratiomyidae
Product: trypsin beta-like
Exons: 1
Coding region: 27-803 (258 amino acids)
Biological process (GO): proteolysis
Molecular function (GO): serine-type endopeptidase activity
Source: RefSeq, a predicted model, not a curated record